Molecule: messenger RNA, 888 nt
Organism: Pleurotus ostreatus (oyster mushroom)
Lineage: Eukaryota; Fungi; Basidiomycota; Agaricomycetes; Agaricales; Pleurotaceae
Product: Glycoside hydrolase, 10
Exons: 4
Coding region: 1-888 (295 amino acids)
Biological process (GO): xylan catabolic process
Cellular component (GO): extracellular region
Molecular function (GO): cellulose binding; hydrolase activity, hydrolyzing O-glycosyl compounds
Source: RefSeq, a predicted model, not a curated record
AUGGUCUCUUUCACUUCGCUUCUCAUCACCGUGACUGCCGCCAUCGGCACCUUCGCUGCACCUCCGGCAAAUGCAACCGAAGGACUUGGACUUCUCCAGGCUCGCGCUGGAACUCCCAGUGCGACGGGCACAUCGAACGGCUUCUACUACUCCUGGUGGACCGACGGUGCCGCUGAUGCCACCUACACCAACGGAGCUGCAGGCCAAUACUCUAUCCAAUGGUCGGGUAAUGCUGGCAACCUUGUUGGCGGCAAAGGAUGGAACCCAGGAAACAACAACAGAGUGAUCAGCUACACGGGUACAUACACUCCAAACGGCAACAGCUACCUCGCCAUCUACGGGUGGACGCGUAGCCCGCUCAUCGAAUACUACGUCGUCGAGUCGUACGGCAGCUACAAUCCCUCUUCUGCUGCCUCAGCGAAGGGGACUGUGACCUGCAAUGGCGCGUCGUACACCAUCCUCCAGACCACGCGUGUCAACCAGCCUUCAAUCGACGGCACGCAGACCUUCCAGCAAUUCUGGUCUGUCCGCAACCCGAAGAAGAACCCUGGCGGCGCCAUCAGCGGCACUGUCGACGUCGGCUGCCACUUCCAGGCGUGGGCAGCUGCCGGGAUGAGCUUGGGGACGCAGCACAACUACCAGAUCGUCGCCACUGAAGGCUAUCAGAGCAGCGGAUCCUCGACCAUCACUGUUUCGGAGGGUGGUUCCUCAGGAGGAGGAGGAUCGUCGACGAGUUCCACACCCCCGGCGCAGUCUUCGACUCCUUCUACGGGAGGCACUGCUGCCCACUGGGGACAAUGCGGUGGUCAAGGAUGGUCAGGCCCUACCGUUUGCGAAUCGGGAUACACAUGCACGGCCCUCAAUGCCUACUACAGCCAGUGCCUUUGA